Molecule: messenger RNA, 249 nt
Organism: Guillardia theta CCMP2712
Lineage: Eukaryota; Cryptophyceae; Pyrenomonadales; Geminigeraceae
Exons: 1
Biological process (GO): cytoplasmic microtubule organization
Cellular component (GO): cytoplasm; microtubule plus-end; nucleus
Molecular function (GO): microtubule plus-end binding
Source: RefSeq, a predicted model, not a curated record
AUGGCUAAGAAGCAGCUUUCAAGCCAAGCUCUUGCUGAGUUCGCAAGUGCAGCGGCCAAGCUGCGUGUGGGGCAGCUUUGCCGCGUGGAGGGCAAGGAGGGUGAGGUAGCUUUCAUCGGCGAGGUAGAGAAUCUCCCGAUAGGCUUCUGGGUGGGCGUGAGGUACCGAGAGGCCGUGGGGAAGAAUGACGGGACAGUGAAGGGGAGGAGGCUCUUUGAUUGCCAACCCCUUCACGGCCAUCUCGUUCGC